AAGUCUAACGUUCAAUGUGAAGAAAACAAUCUGUACAUGUGCCAAUAAUAACCACUGUACGUGACAGUGAUAACAAUACAGCCGAUCAGUUUCGAACUCACAAUCAUUCAUAAGUUUAACCAAAGUUUAUAUCUGACCGUUUCGUGAAACAAAGUAUGUUGUCCAAGGAGAAGAACUUGUAUCAAGAACAGGAGAGGAAGUCCAGCAGUUUCCUGUAUUAUUUGUACACUUUGACAAUAUUUGCCAUAUUCAUACUUCUAAUACCAUGUGUGGUGUUGUUGUACUUAGUUGUGGCUGCAUGUCGAAUUGUGUGGCUCCGCUUUUUGGAGCAACGCUUUCCUGAGCUCGAGUUUGUGAGAACAACCAGUGUUCGAACAUGCGUGGAUACCUUACGGAACCAGGGGAUCAUAACACUCCUACUGCAAGUAAAAGGGGCCUGUGAUCUGAAUCAGUUCAAAGCUCAACUGAAGAAAGACAUCCUCAAUAAAACCAAAGAUGGCCAGUUGGUUUUUCCACACUUGAAAAUGGCUUUGACUAGCAGGUAUGGACGUUAUGCUUGGCUACCAGACUCCAGGCAACAAUUCGACAUUGAAAACCAUGUUGUCUCAGCAAAUCCACUCUUCAGAGGGCGCUCAGUUACUGGCUCAAAUAUACAGGAGUACGUGAGCGACAUAGUGUCGAAGUACCUGGCAGCCGAGCUGCCUCCGUGGCAGAUCACAGUGAUCCCUUGCGCGGCUGAGUUCUACGUGCUGAUCCGACUGCACCACCUCUACCUGUCCGAGGACCAGCUGGGUCUGGGUGACCUGCUCAUGCUCCGACCCAACGAGUCGUCCGACUGGUGUGAGUUGGGUCGGACGACAGCUGUCUCCGGGCCGGAUACGGACAGCACUCAGCAUUUGCUCACCGGCACCUUCCGCCCGCCUCAGGCUCUUCCUCAGUUAUAUGAGCAUGUGUGUGAGUCAUUUGCCAACUCGUGGAAUGAGAUAGUUUCUCUGUACGAUCCUCAAGAAAAUGUAGAAAUCACCAAGAAGCAGCCAACGCUCAGGACAUUCUUCAUUUUGUUUGCCAUCAUUCUGGUUUCGGUCGCCAAAGAAAUGGUGCGAUCUAAUAAAAGUGACAUUUUCAAGGUGUUUAUGGUGGAAUCUAGAAAACGGAGCUUCACAAUGAGGUUCUUCUGGAGGAGCCUGAAACGAUCAGUGCAGCCGGAUGUGAUAAUCGGAGGUGUGGUGCUGUGGACGUGGUGGUUUGUGGUGAAGGUCAUCCUGCAUGUGCCCAUGACAGUGCUGUAUGCCAUUCGCGACACACCGCUCUAUAUCUACUGGAUCAUCACCCUGCUUAGGGUCGUACAGGAGCUGCUCUAUCUCUGUCGUAUUGUAUAUACAGGUCCUCGUGUGCUGCUGGAGGAAAUCCUGUUCCCAGAGAGCGCCAGCAACAAACACAGCCUUCAGACAACAUCGCUGUGUGGACGCAAAGUGGUCAGCUGGUCUGAACCAGUGCCUCUUCAACUCAUCAAGGCCAUACGUAGCAAUGCGCCCACCAAUGCUGCCAGUUGUGAGGUGAUCCUGUCAGCGAUGGCGGGUGCCCUGAGCGACUACUUCCCGCGAACGGGAGCGCCGCAGCCCGACUCUGUAGUGACGAUAGCGCGCUUCAUGCCGCAGGAGGGACUGCUGCGUCAAUCCUCGUCGUUGGCCCACUCUGGCGGCGGCCUGCUGUGUCUGCCUGUGCCAAUCAGGGUCGCCGCCGCUCAGCCGACACCCACCGACCGCCUAGCCGCAAUGCACAAGGCUCUCUCGCAGGCUAGGUCCAGGCAGGCAGCGCUCUACUUGGCGUCAGUGUACCGCCUGGACUACGGGCUGCUGCCAAAGGUGUUGCCGACAGUGGUGGCGCGAGUGUUGCUCAACAUGCUGUCCCGGCGCUACUCGGUGACCUUGACCCAGGUCGACAACUCAUCGGCUGCCGACUGCGAUCAGCUGACCAGGCGUCGUCUGCUCUGGGGCCAGCAGGUCGAGAGCAUCAUGUACUGGCGACCGCCGCAGGCCAACAUCAGUGUGUCCCUGACACUGAUGAGCUAUGGUGACUCUGUGCGCUUGGGAGUGAUGACUGAUGCAUUGUUGGCCAAUCAGCAUGUAGAAAUCGCAAACGACUUCAACCACCACAUCUAUCGGUUGGCGGCCGCUGUUGGAGUUUCAAGCUGAGAAAUUAUCAAAUCUCCAAUAGCAGCAGGGUCUCUCCGCCUCAUAUACAUUCCCCAUUCCCUGGUACACGGGAAUAAAUCCAUAGAGGAAGCAUAGGUACUCAAAGGUGGGUUUUCGUUUGUGCGUAAAUAAUGCCGUCGUCGACCACGACAGGGUGAGGAUCUCAGAUUGGGCAGAUUUUGGUAUAUCUUGGGGGAGGGUGAAUUUAGCUGACAUUUUUUCGUUCAAACCGAGUAUCUGCUUACGGGCCUUGGAUAAUGAACAAAAAUAACGAAAAAAGUUAUAGGGUAAGCUAUUCUAGCACACUUAAAAUUUGGGCAAUAUGAAUAAUAAUGAAAAUUUUGGGCAAUAUGUCUUCAGACAACAAUGCCUAUCGUCGUCGACUGCGGAAAUUUACGCACAAACGAAACCCCACGUUUAGAAUAGCUUCUAGCUUGUACGGUAUCUGCUUUCUCUGUGAUAAAGCUUUGUAGAAACCCUUAUGAUUCAAUGAGUAGCAUUUCAUUGUGAUAGAUUCUAUCUAAACACUGUGACACUAUUGCAAAACAUAGAAAAAUGUGAAAUUCAUGAACUAUACAAUCGCGCAAAAAUUAGCGUAUUUGGCAGAUGAUUAGACUUAUUUAUCUCAUAAUUUAGGCUUAAGAAUAUUUAGGUAUAGGUUUAAUCAUAAUUUUGACAUGUUACCAGUCAUUUGAGUGUUAUGUAACAAUUAUUGCAGAAAAAAAUCUGUAAAAAGUGACAUGAAACUUGUCAAUUACGGUAUAAAAUCCAUACCUCUGUAGGUAGGUAGCUUUAAUCAUGUUACUUACAUUAUUAGGUUGAAUCAUCAACAGCCGGAUAAAAGUUUAUUGUAUAAAAGAUAAAAUAAAAUCUUUAUAUUGGAUAAGUUUAUUGGUUUAAAGUUCAAAGUCUUUAUAAAUUUAGGAAAGCCAACUCAAGCUCACGAUAUUUGCCUAUAUUAAUACCAAAUAUCAAGGACAUAAUAAAGGUGCCAUGAAGGUUUCAUCGAGGUAAACCUUGUUAUAUGAUUUAUAUUAGGCUACUAUAGAAGAGGCUCACGAUUGUAAUAUGAUCGAGACUUAAGUUUUAAACGUUUUAUCAAGCUGUUCAGUGUCACUUUGUCCUCUCCCGGCAAUAUUGAUCUCAAAAGAGAAGGAAAUAGUCGUAGAAAAUGGUGAAAAACUCCUAUAUUCAUCCAUAUAUUGAGAGAACUGACAUUGAUGAUAGACAUAUUUUGUUAUCGAUUUUACUAUAGAUCUAUUCACUAUUCAUUCCAUCUGUAUCAUAUACUGUAUAUAGUUACAAAGUGAACCUAAAACUCACAACAAUCAUUAUAAAGUGAUAGAGAGAGGAUUUUA
Molecule: messenger RNA, 3553 nt
Organism: Nilaparvata lugens (brown planthopper)
Lineage: Eukaryota; Metazoa; Arthropoda; Insecta; Hemiptera; Delphacidae
Exons: 11
Coding region: 156-2195 (679 amino acids)
Biological process (GO): triglyceride biosynthetic process
Cellular component (GO): plasma membrane
Molecular function (GO): long-chain-alcohol O-fatty-acyltransferase activity; diacylglycerol O-acyltransferase activity
Source: RefSeq, a predicted model, not a curated record